AUGUAUAACUUGAGCUGUUACAAUCCCACUUCCUUCAUUCUGGUUGGAAUACCUGGCCUGGAAAAGUACCACAUCUGGAUUGGGAUUCCCUUUUGUAUCAUCUACAUUGUGGCAACUGUGGGAAACUGCAUCCUCCUCUACCUCAUCGCAGUUGAGCAGAGCCUCCAUGAGCCCAUGUUUUUCUUCCUCUCUAUGCUGGCCAGCACAGAUCUCAUCUUGUGCACUACUACAGUGCCCAAAUUACUUGGUAACCUCUGGUUUGGCUCCCAAGAAAUAACCUUCUCUGGUUGCCUGACUCAGAUGUUUUUCCUCCAUUUCAGCUUUGUUGUGGACUCAGCUAUCCUGUUGGCAAUGGCGUUUGAUCGCUAUGUGGCCAUCUGUUUCCCCCUGAGAUACAACAGCAUCCUGACUCCACAGGUGAUCAUCAAGCUAAUGGUGAGCAUUGUUGCGAGGAGCUUCUGGGUCAUCCUACCUGAUGUUUUUCUGCUGAAACGGUUACCAUUUUGCAGCACACGCAUCAUCCCACACACAUACUGUGAGCAUAUAGGUGUUGCUCGACUUUCAUCUGCUGACAUCUCCAUCAACAUUUGGUAUGGAUUUUCUGUACCUCUCAUGACUGUCAUCUCGGAUGUCAUCUUCAUCUCCGUUUCCUAUAUCUUCAUUCUCCAUGCUGUCUUUCAGCUCUCAUCCCAGGGUGCCCGACAAAAGGCCCUGAACACCUGCGGCUCCCAUGUCUGUGUUAUCCUCAUGUUUUACACACCCGCCUUCUUCUCCAUCCUUGCUCAUCGCUUUGGGCAUGGUGUCCCUCGAAAUGUUCUCAUCCUGUUUGCCAACUUCUAUGUAGCUAUCCCUCCCGCUCUGAAUCCUGUUGUUUAUGGAGUGAAGACCAAGCAGAUCCAAGACAAAUUUAUUCUUCUCUUCUUUUUGAAGAAGACACAAUGA
This is a messenger RNA of Heterocephalus glaber (naked mole-rat), 942 nucleotides long. Its product is annotated as olfactory receptor 52H1. The record is from RefSeq and is a predicted model, not a curated record. Gene Ontology annotation, biological process: G protein-coupled receptor signaling pathway. NCBI's taxonomy places the organism in Eukaryota, Metazoa, Chordata, Mammalia, Rodentia, Bathyergidae. Gene Ontology annotation, molecular function: G protein-coupled receptor activity; olfactory receptor activity. Gene Ontology annotation, cellular component: plasma membrane.